UUCCAUGCUCUACUCACUUUUGCGUAAUUGUUUCCAUCUCAACUGUCGAACAAUUAGAAAAAAACUCAGAGAAAAAUAUCCUUGUGCUUUUUAUAAAGUUUAUUUUGUAGAAAACAGGAAAACUAGAGUUUCUGACGUCUCGGAAAUACAGAGAAUGAAGGGUAACGUAUUACUGAUAAAAUAUAUAGAGCUUUAUCUAUUUGAAGUACAUUUUAUGUGGUUUUAGAAAAGUUCCAUCCGUUCUGCAACGGAACCGGAAUGAAGAUGGCUACCGCUUAGUUUUCGAUAUUAUCGGGGUACGCAAAUUUACAUCAAAUAUCCGUAUCACGAGAGAGCCGGCCAAGUACAGACCUUGGUGCAGACGAUUCAGCAAAAGCGUUCUAGUGUCGGCCGGUGUUGAGGAAUGAGCUUGGAAAACAUGGAGCUGUUGAUUACAUUCAAGUUGGGCACGUUACGCGAUAUCUACAGCGUAGAAAAGAGUCGCUAGUCCCACCGACACAAUGCACAAUGAUACCGACGCAAUCAUAUCCCUCAUAAGCAGUCCUCGUUGGCAUGAUCCGAGAGCAGAACGUCGACGAAAAGCAGACCAUCCAGGUGAUGCCGGGCACAUCUUCGAACACCCGCGUCUGUUACCAUGGCAAGGUUCUUAAACAGGUCAACAGUUGUGGCACCGGCAACCAUUACGUUCAAUUUCAAGUCCAGAUCCCGAGCAAGCUGAAGAACAAGCAGAAAGUGCUGAUACAGGCGUACGCAGAAUUGGAAGAAGUUACCCUCGGCCAAAUCAUGGGCGUUACUUUCGACACCGAUAGAAUAAUCCUCCUCCGGAUUCGGUUUGUCUAAAUCUACGUCAUAUUCCACAUCAUCGUCCUCCCCACAACCUCAUCGUGGUCAUCGAAUUCAUCGUCUCGUUCCUCGGCGACGAAUGGAAAUUUAUUUAUCGAGUUUUAUUUCUGUUAUGAACCU
Messenger RNA from Armigeres subalbatus, 963 nucleotides. Its product is annotated as protein tumorous imaginal discs, mitochondrial-like. NCBI's taxonomy places the organism in Eukaryota, Metazoa, Arthropoda, Insecta, Diptera, Culicidae. The record is from RefSeq and is a predicted model, not a curated record. Gene Ontology annotation, cellular component: mitochondrion. Gene Ontology annotation, biological process: protein folding; negative regulation of apoptotic process; mitochondrion organization. The transcript is spliced from 2 exons. Bases 553 to 840 code for a protein of 95 amino acids.